Molecule: messenger RNA, 1218 nt
Organism: Trametes versicolor FP-101664 SS1
Lineage: Eukaryota; Fungi; Basidiomycota; Agaricomycetes; Polyporales; Polyporaceae
Exons: 4
Coding region: 1-1218 (405 amino acids)
Source: RefSeq, a predicted model, not a curated record
AUGGCUCAGAAGAUACUCGACGACUACGUCCAUCCGCGGGGCAUCUUCUCCGCGGAGGACGGUUGGACAGAGGGCUCAGUCGAGAUCCCACUGCCCAAGACGGGGACCAAGUACGCGUCUGAGGAUGCGGCUCCCAAAUUCAAAGUUGGCGGCAUCUAUCAUCGCCGCCUCAUACCACUCAUCCGAGCUGCGGCAGAGGACACUCGCUUUGCGGAGCAGUAUCAUUGGAUCCCGCACAAGCUGUUCUGGACGCCACGCAUCGAAGGCGCAGCCCCUCCUCACCCCGUCAAUCCCAUCCGCAUAAUCACUGAUACGUACAAUGCAGACGCGAUGAAUGAGGAGUUUGAGAAGAUUCGAGCACAACCACGCAAUCCCGCCGAUGCUGCGAGUGUCGAGUACGGGAUCGCCGCAAUUCUACUCUGGUCGGACAUGACCCAUCUCACCAGUUUCGGGUCAGCGGCGCUCUGGCCGAUCUACAUGUACCUCGGUAAUCUCUCGAAGUACAUCCGCGGGAUGCCGACAGAAUUCGCCGCUCAUCAUCUUGCAUAUAUACCAUCUCUCCCUGACGAGCUGCGUGACUACUACAAAGAGCAGUACAAGACGUCUCCCUCAACCGACGUCCUCACCUUCUGCAAACGCGAGCUCAUGCAGCGCAUCUGGCUGCUACUCCUCGACGAGGAGUUCAUGGAUGCGUACAAGAAUGGAAUCUUGGUCAUCUGCGGCAAUGGAGUCACCCGGCGCAUCUUUCCGCGCAUUUUUUCGUACUCGGCUGACUAUCCUGAGAAAAUUCUCCUGACCGCCCUCAAGCCACUCUCAAAACAUCCCUGCCCACGCUGUCUUGUAUCCCAUGAUGACCUCUGCGAUGCUGGAACCCCUGAGGACAUGAUACGGCGUGCUGCCGACAAGCGCAGGGAUAGCAAGAAGGUUCGGAAACGAAUUAAUCGUGCACGCAAACAGAUCUUUGAGAAGGGACGCUCACUGAAGAGCGAGAAGCUCAAGGCCCUCCUGGACUAUCAGUCCCUCAACCCCAUACAGUCCGCCUUCUCCGUGCAUCUUGGGGACCUCGGCGUCAACGCAUACGAACUGUUCGUCCCCGACCUGAUGCACGAGUUCGAGCUCGGGAUCUGGAAGGGGACAUUCACCCAUCUGCUACGACUUCUGGCUGCCCAAGGCGACGAUGCAGUGCAAGAGUUUAACCGACGGUACAUUCAAAUUUGA